CUCCCCCUAGUUUCGCCACUAUGGCUUCGACAUCCGCUGAAGCGCAACUCCGCGACGAAAUCGCAAAACUUACAGCGUCCAUCAACCAGCAUAAAACCGCAACGCAGAAACCGUAUUUCUCGGGGUACCGCCAAACGAAUACAUAUGCAAGAGGCAACACCUACGUCAAUCCGAACUACAAGCCCCCUUCGACGACCUAUGUCCGCCCCGCACCCGCAGUGAAGCCCCGGCCACCACCUCAAGCAUCCACGUCUCUAGGUACACACGAAGUCAAGGAGGUAGUUAUCAACGGCGUCUCUUUCAAGUCUUCUGGACGGGCCCUGGUGCGCUCCGAUUUGCCGACUCCGAAGCCUCCUUCCUCUGGCAACCCAGCUGGUCUCAAGCCACCGUCAUCUCAUCGUGCUUACCCUCGUACUGUCCAUGGUCCUCCUGCCACUCGGGCCUACAAGCUGAAGGUCGCCCGGGGCCCGGGGCGCCGUGUACCCCGCGCCCGUAACAUGACGUUGAACAACAAAGCAGGCCGACGUCAAUCCAAGAAAUAUUCCGACAAACCGUGCCCGCGGUUCAACAUGACUGGUUCGUGUAACCGUGGCCUCACUUGUAUCUAUCAGCACGACCCGUCGAAGAUUGCCAUUUGUUGGAACUUUUUGUACAACAAGUGUCCAAACUCUGACGAGACGUGCCCGCUCUCUCACGAUCCGACUCCGGAGCGGACUCCUCUGUGUACUCACUUCAUCCACGGUGGCUGCUCUCGGCCCAAUUGCCACUUUCCUCACGUCAACAUCGGCGCUCGCCAGGGUGUUUGUCGCGACUUCGCCGUCUUCGGUUACUGCGAAAAAGGCCUCGACUGCGACCAGCAACACGUACGGGAAUGCCCCGACUUUGCGGAGCACGGGACUUGUACCAAUAAGGGUUGCAAGCUUCCGCACGUCAUUCGCGCCAACCGGAAUCGCAAGCCCAAGGCCGAGGUCUCUCCUUCCGUGAUUGCUGGCGCGGCCGUCGAUGCAGCACCAUCUAAGCCUAUGGACACCGCCGCCGACCCUCCAACUGUUGAUGCGUCUGCCUCCGCUGCUGGCGGCGGCGAGCUUGGGGAUGAGUAUAUUUCCCUGACCUUUAACGAGAGCGAAAGUGACGGGAGCGGCGACGAGGAGAGCGAUGAGGAGGAUGAGGAGGGUGGUAACUCGAAUAACGACCAUGAGGGCACCGCCCCAACGCAUUCCGACGUAGAUAUGUAGCUUAGUCUUCCGUCUUGUAUCUUUUGUUCGAUCUAUAUACCACUUCUUCAUUAUGGAUAUACAUGCAGCUGA
Molecule: messenger RNA, 1307 nt
Organism: Schizophyllum commune H4-8
Lineage: Eukaryota; Fungi; Basidiomycota; Agaricomycetes; Agaricales; Schizophyllaceae
Exons: 5
Coding region: 21-1235 (404 amino acids)
Cellular component (GO): nucleus
Molecular function (GO): metal ion binding
Source: RefSeq, a predicted model, not a curated record